UACAGUUCACUCCUUGCUCACAGCUCGUUUUAGAGCUUGUACUUUUAGAGUCGUUAUAAUUUCAGUUUCAUUCGUGCCAAAUUUGUUGUGCGUGUUCUUCGACGAGAGGCGUCUUCCCUGUUUGAUAUUUGCAAUCCAUUGGCCCAUUGGGUGUAUCACUCCGCGAUAUGAUGGAAGCGGAUCUGGAGGUGUACUACCAGUCGGAUGGUCAGGUGGAUGGCUCCCAGUCGGAUCUGCCGUACGAUCUUGCAGAUCCCGAUCAGUUGGCCACGCCGCGUAGCAGCGGAGGAUCGAAUCAGUACUCGGAAGCGGAUAUGGAUCGUACCUGCUGGAUAUGCUUCGCCGGCGAGGAGGAGAACCCGCUGGCCAAGUGGGUGCAGCCGUGCCGCUGCCGCGGAGUCACCAAGUGGGUUCAUCAGAGCUGCCUGUACCGCUGGAUCGACGAGAAGCAGCGGGGCAACCACCGCCGAUCGGUGCUUUGCCAGCAAUGCCAGACGCAGUAUAUCAUUGUCUUUCCCCGGAUGAGUUUCCUGGCCGAAGCGAUGGAAUGGUUGGAUUUUACGGUGAGGAGGACAUGCCCCUAUCUGGCGGCCGGAAUGUUCAUGUGCUGUGUCUACUGGACUGCGAUCACAUAUGGUGCCAUCACCGUCAUCCAGGUGAUGGGCCAGAAAAGGGGCCUUGAGCUCAUGGAGAGCGAGGUCUUUCUGCUGGUGGGUCUUCCAUUUAUACCGGUGGGAUUGGUCCUUUCGCGCCUGGUUCGCUGGGAGGAUGCCAUUCUGAAGGCCAUGCGCAGUAGGUACAACAUCUUCCGAAAGUUGCCCUUUUUCCACUGGGCUGGCGAACCCGAUACCGGGGGGGAUUUGGGCGAUCUCAGCGAUAGUUCGAACAAUUUGCCACCCCUACAAAAUGCCCCGACCAUGACCGAUCCCCUCUACGUCUCACGGCUCUUUUGCGGAGCUGUCUUUCUGCCCACACUGGCCACCGCGGUGGGAAAUUUGUGCUUCAGGAGCUUGGAGGAUCCAUUGCAGCGGACCAUCUAUGGCGGGAUGACCUAUAUUGGGGUGAAGGGACUCCUGAAGAUCUAUCUCCGUCAGAAGCUCUACAUACGCCGAAGGAGACGUCGCAUUGUGAACUACACCGAUGAGAAUGUGUGGCAAUAUAUGGGUGGUCAGAUCAGGGAGGCCCCUGCCCAGAAUCCCCAGAAUCCACAGCCCGAUGCCAAUGAUAACAACAAUCAAAGAGCAGGAAAUGCCAGACAAUUUGCCGGUUAUGAUGAGCACUACGAGGACAUAUCCAGUGCGGUCACCACUGGCUCCGAAGGUGGUGACCCAGACGACGAGAACAUACAAGCGGCUGGGAGCAUUGAGGCCGAAAUACACACGGCUGAUCCACAGGACUAGUCAUAAAUAUAUAAUUUUCCUUAAAUCAGAGAAAAGCAAAAGGGAACAUAAAGGACAGCCAAAGGGUAAUUGAAGUUGGAAACGCGCAGUGAUCAGAAGUUCUGUGUUAAAAACAUAAAAACGACUAUAGGGAAUGUUAUGUGUUU
Molecule: messenger RNA, 1546 nt
Organism: Drosophila suzukii
Lineage: Eukaryota; Metazoa; Arthropoda; Insecta; Diptera; Drosophilidae
Product: E3 ubiquitin-protein ligase MARCHF5
Biological process (GO): protein polyubiquitination; regulation of mitochondrial fission
Cellular component (GO): mitochondrial outer membrane
Molecular function (GO): zinc ion binding; ubiquitin protein ligase activity
Source: RefSeq, a predicted model, not a curated record